Messenger RNA from Eremomyces bilateralis CBS 781.70, 2394 nucleotides. RefSeq lists its product as uncharacterized. The transcript is spliced from 2 exons. The record is from RefSeq and is a predicted model, not a curated record. The coding region runs from base 1 to 2394 and encodes 797 amino acids. Lineage: Eukaryota; Fungi; Ascomycota; Dothideomycetes; Eremomycetales; Eremomycetaceae.
AUGACCACCAACUUCACGCAAUGCGCGCUCCGAUAUAUCGGGAAUCAGACACUCGAAUCGCGAUACAGUUGGCGUGGACCAACCCACCUCAUCGACCCCAACUCGACUACACAGAUCACCUUUGCAGGAUGUCUGGAGGUGUGCGGACGGGAACGCGACUGGUAUCCGUGGUCGCAGAGCUCCGCGACGAUAACGACAUGGAUCCUGCCAGUGAUCGGGAUGCUGUUGCAGGCGCCGUUCGAGAGCAAUGCGUUCUCGCAGACCAUGUUUGCGUUGGCGCGGUGGGUGGGGUCGCCGAUGGCGUCCUUGUCGUACAUCCUUUGGAAUAUCAGCGUCUCGGGCAAGUGCGCGUUGAUGGUGGACAUGUCCAUUCCAUACGACGAGCGGGUCCCCGACCGUGGAAGCGACUUUGCCAGUCUUCGCGACUCGUUUUUCAUCCUAACGAACAUGAACCAGUACACGAUGAAGCCCGUGAUAUCACUCAAAAAGGAAGUGGAAGGGCUGCUGAGGAUCGUGCUCUUCAGCAAGGACCUUCCGUUGAAGGGUACAAAUACUAGCCUGCAAGAUACCCGCGAAGAGUUGGCGCAGAAUCUCCGGGAAGGUCGCAAGCGAGGCGUGGUGCCGGUGUUCAUCGCAACAGCGUGGUUUCUAUUCUCUCUCGCCAUAUCGAUUCAGACGGCGUUUGGAUUCAUUGGCGAGAACGCGCAAGCGCACGACCUUGCCCUCGGCCUUCUCCUCGCAUGGAUGCCAGUCCUGAUACUCUGCAGCAUCGUGGAUCGCAACCCCGUCGCUUCAGAGGACAUCCGGAAGCGCCUCAACGGCCUGGUUGAUCUUGUUUGUUGGUCUCUUGCCAACAACCAGAUUCGAAACGAUUUCGUGGCGAGGUUCCGCGACCAGCCAGAGGGCCCCCGAAUGCGGGAAUGGGUGGAGAAAAUCGCGACGAUGUCGCAACAUAUCGAAGGAAACUUCUUCGUUAGCUUUGCUGGACAGGGCCGUGUGCGUUGGCACUAUGGCGCUGCGCACCCCAUCUUGUCCGAUAUUGAGAACUGCUACGUCGCAGAUCACGGCCGGAACUGGCUGCAGUACGAGGAAGAAGCGCGAGCGAAUCUGGUCCUGGGCCCGGUUGGCGAAGGGCUGAUAUGGUUCGAUAAGCGAGAACUCUGGCAGAUCGUCAGCGCGAUGAUCAUCGUUAGCUGCACUGUAUUCGGUGCUUUCACGCUCUCCUACUACACCCCGACGGUUGGGUUGGGCUGCCGAAGUGGUGGCUAUGUGAUAUUUUUCAUAUUCUCCGUUUCACUGCUCGUUGGCGAACUGUUGGUAUGGUGGUUCUCAUCCCCAGUACGGCCAGAUCAAAUGAAGUGGCUGGCAAGAGGGAGCACCCGCUUACAGAGUAUCUCCACCUUCAAUCGGCUCGAGCAACAAUCUAGUGGGAUGGUGAGAAGAGUCAACUCUAGUUUUGGUCGGUUCAAAGAGCGCUUGGAAGACAUCGGGGUCCAGUCGAUCGUAACAAUAGGAGGCUUGUUUUACCGCCGUGACCGAACAACCCGUUCGAAUCGGCUCGAACGAAAAGUUCGGCAGGCCUUGCAAACCUACCAUGGGUACUCGCUUCGUGAAUGGACUGAUCGCUUUGUCUUCAAGCCGUUGGAAGUCAUCAACGCUUUGUGGCUGGUGUACAUUGUCAUCGCACAAACAAUGGGCAUCUACAACACGUGCGAGUGCAAGUCUUCCAUCUGGGGGACAAUGGGGGGCUACGUUGAUCUCCAGCAAACGACUUUCACGGACAAUCCACUGAUCAUUCAGUAUUGGGCGGAAGGCGUAGUCCUCUCUGCCACCGUCAUGGGGUUAGCAAUGAUGUAUGUUGUCGUCGAGUGGUGUAUACAGUCCCACCUCAAUACUGGAAAUUACCACGACGCCAGACGUGGUCUGGUCCGGACUCGUCGUUUCCGUGUCCUGACUUUUUAUCUCCGAUACCCCUUUUCGAAGGUCAUCCACGGCGUCAAUUCUUUCCGGCACCGCCUCUGGCGCCUAUUGAAAAUAAAGCCGGGCCGCGAACAGAAGAGCCUGGUCUGGACGCGAUAUAUAACUUUUGACUAUAAGCCUCUCCGUACGAACGAGAUGGACUUUGAAGUCCUUGUCCACCAGCCCUCGCCGAACUUACAUGAAGGAUCUGAGUUCUUACCACUGGCAGACACCCCUUUGAUACAUGUACGUGAGCCCGAUGAAACUCAUACAUCUCCCGGCACCAAUCUCAGCGCCGAGCCCGCUUUGCGCAGGCUGUCUUCCUCAUCGAAUCCCCCAAGGAUCAGUUUCGACAGCUCGAGGUCGCCGCGUUCCGCUUCGGAUGCAAGUCUGAAUGUCCCACCGGGGUAUCCGAGACAGAAUCCUCAACAGUAA